AUGCUUGGCUGGCUGCGCCGCCCGAGGACGCCCGCGACACACGUCCAGGGAAUCCCCAGAAAUCCCAGGGAGUCCUUUGGCAUCCCCGGGAUGCCCCGAAAUCCUUGGGAAACGGGGGGCCUGGGCCUCGAAGACCUUGCAGCCCCGAGCCUCUCAGGGCUGCAUGAGCCGUGGGGCACUCCACUGCGUGCCGAAGGCACGGUCUCCGUGCGGGCCCCUGCCUGGGGGCCCCCUGCUGCUCGCCGCCGAGGCAUGGGCUUCGGCGGGAGCGCCCCGAAGAUGCUGAAGACGGGCUCGGACAGCCCGCUGGUGCAGAAGAUCAAGGCCUACCAGAGGAUGGGCCAGGCGCAGAAGGAGGCCUGGCACACGUACUGCGACAUGAACCUGGGCGGCAGCCGCGACCCCUCGCGCCACGACGAGGCCACGCUGCAGGCCUUCAUCUCGCAGUACGGGGUGCCCUGA
Prorocentrum cordatum is the source of this 462-nucleotide messenger RNA. Lineage: Eukaryota; Dinophyceae; Prorocentrales; Prorocentraceae. The record is from the annotation of a GenBank genome assembly.